Messenger RNA from Lontra canadensis (Northern American river otter), 1265 nucleotides. It is a transcript of the gene HMG20B, whose product is annotated as high mobility group 20B. Gene Ontology annotation, cellular component: nucleus. The coding region runs from base 79 to 1032 and encodes 317 amino acids. The record is from RefSeq and is a predicted model, not a curated record. The transcript has 10 exons. Gene Ontology annotation, biological process: regulation of gene expression. NCBI's taxonomy places the organism in Eukaryota, Metazoa, Chordata, Mammalia, Carnivora, Mustelidae.
CUCGGGGCGGUUGGUUGGAGCGGCGCAGCAGCAGAGAGGUCCGGGAAAGUUUCUUUGGAGGUGGGGCCGGGAGCGGCCAUGUCCCACGGCUCCAAGCAGCCCGGCGCGGCCGCCGCGCCGGCGGGCGGCAAGGCUCCGGGGCAGCAUGGGGGCUUCGUGGUGGCUGUCAAGCAAGAGCGCGGCGAGGGCCCCCGGGCCGGCGAGAAGGGGUCCCACGAGGAAGAGCCGGUGAAGAAGCGCGGCUGGCCCAAGGGCAAGAAGCGGAAGAAGAUCCUGCCUAAUGGGCCCAAGGCACCGGUCACCGGCUAUGUGCGCUUCCUGAACGAGCGGCGUGAGCAGAUUCGCACACGCCACCCAGAUCUGCCCUUUCCCGAGAUCACCAAGAUGCUGGGUGCCGAGUGGAGCAAGCUGCAGCCGGCCGAGAAGCAGCGGUACCUGGACGAGGCAGAGCGGGAGAAGCAGCAGUACAUGAAGGAGCUGCGCGCCUACCAGCAGUCAGAAGCCUACAAGAUGUGCACGGAGAAGAUCCAGGAAAAGAAGAUCAAGAAAGAAGACUCGGGCUCUGGGCUCAUGAAUACCUUCUUGAAUGGACACAAGGGUGGGGACUGUGAUGGCUUCUCCACCUUUGACGUCCCCAUCUUCACUGAAGAGUUCUUGGACCAAAACAAAGCGCGGGAGGCAGAGCUGCGGCGCCUGCGCAAGAUGAACGUGGCCUUCGAGGAGCAGAACGCGGUGCUGCAGAGGCACACGCAGAGCAUGAGCAGCGCGCGGGAGCGCCUGGAGCAGGAGCUGGCGCUGGAGGAGCGGCGGACGCUGGCGCUGCAGCAGCAGCUCCAGGCCGUGCGCCAAGCGCUCACCGCCAGCUUCGCCUCGCUGCCGGUGCCCGGCACGGGCGAGACGCCCACUCUCGGCACCCUGGACUUCUACAUGGCCCGGCUGCACGGCGCCAUCGAGCGCGACCCCGCGCAGCACGAGAAGCUCAUCGUCCGCAUCAAGGAGAUCCUGGCCCAGGUUGCCAGUGAGCACCUAUGAGGGUGUCCGCCGCCGGAGGGAUCCAGAGAAGACUGCCUUUGGUCACAGCCCCUUCCCCACCCCAUGGAGGAGGAUUGGGGGUCCACCUUUUGGGGCCAUGCCCAAUCCUGCACCUUGGGGGCUCCAGCCCCCCAAAAUUAAAUUUCUACAGCAUCCCUCUAGCUCUCGAUUCCCUCAGCAGCCUGACCCCGGAAAAAUCACUUGCUGUACAUGAAACGCCUAGAACCCAGAGC